AGGGAUUAUGGAAUUUAAGAAAAAUUGAUAGGCCAGCGACACCAACGCGAUCCACGUAGUGAACACCCAUGAGAAAUGUAAACGUUCAGAUGUACGAGUGUAUACUGUAUAGGCCUUGAAUUUCCCUCCACCUUUACCUAAUGAAAGUAGCAGUGAGUAGACCCACACUAUGGCGAAGACGUGUUGUUACUUACAGUGUCUAUAAACAUGAGUGAACGUUCUAAAUGAGUGACAAACACGAGCAAAAUGCCCAGAAAACUCCUAAAAUUCCUCAUCUUAUUCGAUAACACGUCGUUACUCUACUUUCCGGGACAGUUUCUGUCUGGCAGGGUCCUAAUCGAACUACAGGAUGAGACACCUGCACUUGGUCUACAUUUUCACGUCGUUGGAGAAGGAGUGGUUAGAGUACGUACCACUCGACAGGAAAGGGUAUACGAUAGGGAAAACUACAUAGAUUUUCGAAUGAGGCUAUUAGGAGAACCAGGUCAAGGUCCAUCAAUUUUAUCCCCAGGUAUCCACAGUUUUCCUUUCAAACUCGGGUUACCUCUAGGUCUCCCAUCAACUUUCUUGGGAAAGCAUGGUUGGGUCCAAUAUUUCUGCAAGACUGCCCUUAGAGAACCAAACGGUCUUACACAUAAAAACCAACAAGUUUUUAUUGUCAUGAACCCAAUAGACUUGAAUUUAGAGCCAGCAAUACUAGGGAACAUUUCGAGUCAGGAAACCUUCAGAUGCGAGGUUGAACAUAAAUUUGGAGUCAGUUGUGUCGGUUCCGGGGCAGUACUAUGUAAAGUUACCUUAGACAGGGGAGGAUAUGUUCCAGGAGAAAGUAUAGGUGUUUCAGCUAGUAUCACUAACAGAAGUAGAGUUACCAUAAAAAGUACGAGAGCAGCUUUAACGGAAAGCAUAACAUAUAUGGCCAGAGGAAAAGUGGUACAAUCUGAAAAGCGGGAGCUUGCGUCACUGUCUAGAGGUAAAAUAAGACCUGGAGAGAAAGACGAGUGGGUCAAUGAGCAGCUAUAUAUCCCUCCUUUACCCCCAACCAACCUCAUGGGUUGUCAUCUCAUCAAAAUAAAUUAUGAUGUUUUUUUUGUUGUUGAACCGAAGAGUUUGCAGAAGGAAGUCAAGUUGCAGUUACCCAUCAUGAUGGCAACUUAUCCCUUGCGUUCAGAAGAAGAGGAGGGUGGAUAUAAAUCUGGAACACAUUACCCGUCGACUUUACCAAUUUUCAGGCCUUGGCUUGAAGAUAAGCCUGCUCAAGAUUAGGUUUAUGUGCAGGAGCAGCCUUCGCCAAAACUUGCGUUUUUUUUAUAUUUCAAUAUUCAUCACACAAUCAAAUAGCUGAUAAAUUCGUUUUUCUUUCUCUCCAUUAUUUGAUGGCCCGAAAAUAUAGGAUUUAGUAUAUACUCAUCAAAAAUUAUCGACAUAAUUUGAAAUUGUAGAAUUAUGUUCCGAUGACUAAUUAUUUCGUAUUUCGAUAUUCAAUAACAUUAUUGUAUUUAAUCUAUUAUAGAUUCGCUAUUCUUAAUGACAGAAAAGACAGUUUUUUGAUAUUUGUCCCGUUCUAGGUAAUAUAGGUAGGUAUAUAGAUAGUCAGAUGCAAUUGCAAUGAACAUGUCCACAUAUGGGUGGUGAUGACACCAGUAGUGAUCACUUCUGGAAAAGACCUAAGACCAUCCAACCGCUACAUUUUCUUUGAAUCUGACUGUACCUAUAUACCUACAUACGACUAUUGUGAAAAAAAUGCGAAAAAUGGUUGAUGGAAGAAUUAAUAUGGUGCUAUAAAGUACCGUGAUAUUUUUAUAAAAAUGCCAUAUUCAACAUGAUGAAUUAAUUUUAUUGUAAAUAAUACCUACCUAAAUAGCAUUUGUUCAUGAAGAAGCGAAUGAGUAGAAAGUGUUAAUUUACCGUCUAUUAAAUGAAUAAAAUUUUCAAUAAU
Molecule: messenger RNA, 1936 nt
Organism: Phaedon cochleariae (mustard beetle)
Lineage: Eukaryota; Metazoa; Arthropoda; Insecta; Coleoptera; Chrysomelidae
Source: the annotation of a GenBank genome assembly